AUGGGGAAUCAAUGUUGUGGAAAUCAACCAAUCAAUAGAGAUGCCAAUGAACAGGCAUUUGCCUAAGCUAUUCCAAUAAGAUUAUAAUAAAAACUGAAACCUGAAUCAUAACGAUUUCAUUAAGUACUAAUUUCAAGUGGCGAAAAUGAGAAGAAAGACAUCUUUUCAAACGAGAGACAACAGGACUUCAUUUUGAAUCUUAAACCAUAUAGCCAUUUAGCCACUAAUGAUUCUGUUGUUGUAUCAAUACGAGUGGUUUGUCAUGACUAUUCUUACAAAGAUGAGUUGGAUUGGUACAUUGAUGAAUCUGUGAUCAUCGAUCCUAAUUGUUUUGAAACAUCCUUAUUGAGAGUAAUCGACAAGAAAACAGGUAAUAAAUACACAUUAAGAGUGAUCAAUUUUAAUGAUUAUGAAGAUUACGAAUUCAAAUAGGCUCUAUAUUAAAUCUAUAUCAUGCAAAUGAUUGGAAAUAAAUCUAAGAAUUUGAUAUCCUUACAUGAUUGUUACAUUUUAGAAAAUGAAGAUAAAGAAUACUCUAAGGGAUCGAUCAUUUUAUUGAUGGAAUAUUGCGAUUCAACAUUACAUGAAAUAAUAUCUUUUCGUAAGUUCCAUAAUUGGUAAUGGACAUCUGAUGAAAUAAGACAUGUAUUUGGAGAAUUGGCAUAAGCUUUAGGAUAACUAGAAUAAUUGAAUAUCACUCAUCGAGACCUACGUCCUCAUAACAUUUGGUAUUCCUCUUAAGCCAAAACCUAUAAAAUUGGAGGCUUUGAAGAGGCAAAACUUGUUAAAAAAGCAUAAACUCUACAUAACCAAUUAUCACUCAACAAUUUGGGAAUCAAUAUCUAAUAAGAGAAUGAAGAAUUAUUGAAUACAAUCAGAGGUGUACCCGAUUAUUUGCCUCCAGAAGUUUAGAAGUAUGUAGAUGCAAGUGGAGCACAGACUGUUGGAAGAUACAAUCCAUUCUUAGCUGAUGUCUAUUAAUUAGGCUUAAACAUUUUGAUGAUGGAUUAAUUGGAAGUCAAUUUUGAAAGCUCUGAAUUAAGGAAUGAAGUGAAAAAACUGAAUAAUCAAAGAGCUGGCAGUAGAGGUAGUAGUAAUGACUAUCAUGAUGUCUUAAAACUCAUGUUAGUAGGCGAUGAAUCAAGUCGUUUAACUCCUGCUGAGUUGUCUCUAUUUACUAAAUCAUAUUUAUCUGAAAUGCCCCUUAACGAAGACAAUCUUGUUGAAAGCAUGAAAUAUAAAAAGAAGUAUGCUGGAAUCGAAUCUACUAAAGUUUAUUAAUUGAUUGCUGUUGCCUAUUAUGAUCUAUUCGAGUGGGAAAAGUGGCUAGAAAAAAUGGAGGAAAUCUUAGUUACUUAUGAAAAUGCUAAGGAUGAUCUCCAUGCUGCAGAAGUACUGUUUGAUAUUGCUAAUGGAUUUAUUGAUAUCAAUAAUUUGACUAGUGCUUAAGAUUAUUUUAUGAAGGCUAGCAUUCUAUACAAUGAAAUAGGUCAUUAAUUAAGAGAACAAAGCAAAUUGAAUGAAGCAUUAGAUAAUUACGAAAGAGCUCUGGAUUGUAUUAGAAAAGCACAUAAUGGAGAUGACAGUUAUGAAGGUGCUCUUCUAUUGGAAAAUCUAGCCAAUGGAUAUAGAUUACAAGGAAAUCUAGCCAGGGCUCGUUCAUUUCUAGAAGAAGCUUGUAGGAUUACUGAACAAGAAAAAGGAGCUGAUAGUCUAGAAUUUGCUAAAAUGAGCAUCAACUUAGGAAAGGUUCAUUCCUUAUUAGGUGAUUAUAAGCAUGCACUCAAAAGAGUUAAAAAAGGACUCAGAAUUACUGAAGGACAUACCUCUGGAAAUUAGAAUCUAUAACAAAGUAUGUUAAGUUACAACAAUUAAAACUAAUAAUUGUAAAAUUCUGCUUUGUUAUUGAAAGCUUAAGGAUUAACUAUGUUAGGAGAAGUCUAGAGAUUGAAAGGAUCUCUAGGGAAGGCUAAGAAAAGCAUAGAGGAAGCAUUAGCCAUUAGAGAAAAACUUUAAGGCUCUGGAAAUUUGGAAGUGGCUUCAACAAUAGAAGUGUUAGGGAAUGUAUUUUUUGAGAUGGAAGAUUUUCAUUAAGCAAAAUCCUAAUAUGAAAAAGCUUUGGUUAUUAAAAAAAGUAAGUUAGGAGAAAAUCAUGUUGAAAUUGCCUUAACAUUGAAUAACAUAGGAAAUUCUUGUAAGCAUCUAGAAGAAUAUGAUAAAAGCUAGAAAUUCUUCGCAGAUGCAUUAGUUAUCUUAAAGUAAUCUCAAUCAGGAGAUGAUCAUCCACUUGUUGCCACAACAUAUGGAAAUCUUGGUAUCUUAUUAAAAUAAAUUGGAAACAUUUAAUCAGCUUAAUAAUGCCUGACAAAAUGUAUUCAAAUCUUAGAUAAAACACUUCCAAAAAAUCAUCCCGACUCUUUAUUUUAUAGAGAAUAAUUGCAAGAAAUAUAUUAAUGA
This is a messenger RNA of Paramecium tetraurelia, 2457 nucleotides long. RefSeq lists its product as uncharacterized. NCBI's taxonomy places the organism in Eukaryota, Ciliophora, Oligohymenophorea, Peniculida, Parameciidae. Gene Ontology annotation, biological process: protein phosphorylation. The record is from RefSeq and is a predicted model, not a curated record. Gene Ontology annotation, molecular function: ATP binding; protein kinase activity; protein binding. The transcript has 5 exons.